Rotaria sp. Silwood2 is the source of this 2941-nucleotide messenger RNA. The record is from the annotation of a GenBank genome assembly. Lineage: Eukaryota; Metazoa; Rotifera; Eurotatoria; Philodinida; Philodinidae.
UCUUUAAGGGAGAACCCCCCUCCGAAAGAUGAUUUUUCUUAGAAAAUUCGAUUUUCCAAAAAGCACAUAAUCUUGUAGCCCUGAUUGUCCUCUUUCAGAAUAUGUAUAAAUAAUAUAUAAAUGGAAGAUAUUCAACCCCAUUUUGGUGGGUUACUUGAAAGCCAUAUAUGAGAGAAGUACGUAUUAUCGUUUCUUCGUAUUUCUUGACAUUCUAAAGUAAUCUUCAUAUCGAGUAAUUAUGCCCUUAACUCGUUUUGGUGGUUUUACAAAGGUUUUGUAGUUUCAAAACAGUGAAAAUUCUGGAAAGGGUGGCGCUACAGUAAACUCAAAUUCGUAAAUUUGUUUUAUUUUUUGUCGCAAAUCGCAUGAAAUGAAACAACAUUUUGUGCGCUUCCCAACGAUGUGUAACAUGCUACAAAUUUCUACACAGACACACUGCAAACUACUUCACAAUGUUGUUAUUCGUUUUUCUCAGCUUCGCUUUUUUAACGUUUGUUGACCAAUCCGGAGCAUUUUCCCCGCCCACCUUUACCUUUUAAUGAAUAUUGCUGAUUUCGUUUUUAUUCGAAAGAUCAAACUUUUCUCUACAAAUUGUUGGAACAGAUUUCUAAAAUACGUAUCUGUUGUUCAGAUAUAUGAAAAUCCUGGAAAGAGCUCAAAACAGUCUUCCUGAUUCUCAGUUCAAAAUGACCACUACAUUUCAACGAAAACGAAUUUCAAAAAACUGUUCCAAAAAUUUGUAGAUACAAGUUUUUUCUUCUUUUUGAAACAAUUCUCGCCAUUAUGCGUACUAUUGUGCACCGGGAAAAUGUUCCGAGUCAAAGGCCCCGUUUUUACGACUGCAUUCUGUAUAAUUCCUCAAUUAUGAGAAAUGAUUGGUUCAAAUUUUUAUUAUAUGCUAGUUAUAUCACUUUUUCUAUUUUCUGAAAUUUUCAUCGACAUCCGUUGUACCGUUUAGAAGAUAGGUUUCGGAGAGGAAGGGGGGGGUCCCUUAAUUUGUUAUUUAAAUCUUUUAUUAAUAUUAAAUAAAAGAUUUUCAAAAUCAUCUCGUCAACGUCGAAUGGAUCAACGUGCUGUACGUAAUCAAGCAAAUCUUCAACUAAUUGAUAAAAAAUUAAAUGAACUUAAAUUUAAUGAAGAAAUUGCUUUUAACAAUGUUGAUCUUACAACAUUUACUUGUUGUUUAACAUUAAAUAAUUGUCAAGAUAUGAUGAUUGAAAGUCAAGAUGAUAUUAUGGGUGUUGGUCUUGUUGUUGAACGACAAGAGCAUGUUGUUGAUGCACCAACAUUAAUAUCUGUUAAACAUGUAUCAGUAACAAUUCUUUCACGUUCAGCAUGUGAUGAUGCAAUUAAAAUGAAACUUAAUAUUGGAGAUGCAGCUCAACUUCAUGGAGGUUUUAUUGCAUCAAAAACAAAUGCACCAACUACAAGUACGAAUCUUAAUCAACGAAAAAUUAAAAAUCAACCAUCAGAAUUUACUCGUGGUGUUGCAGCUGAACCAAUAAAUACAUUUUUACCACUUUAUAUAUGUGAUGCACAUUUUGAACGUGUUCAAGUUAUGUUAGAACCUAUACUUGGUUAUAUAUUUACACUUGAUAUAAGUGGUUAUAAAAGUGAUCAACUCUUAGGUCUCUAUUCAAUUCUUGGUCAAAUGAUGAAUGCUAGUCCUCGAAAUAAUUCUGAACGUGAAGAAAUUAUUUUAUAUGAAUUUAAGCGUUUAUGUCAUGGCCUUCUUCCACAAACACUUGAAUAUCUUGGUCAAGAAAAUGAUAUUUUGAAAAAAUUUAUGGCAAAUCCAACUGGUCGUAGUAAAGCACAUAUACAAAAUUUAAUGACACUUUUUGGUUAUAUUCAUGCAUUAGAUAUAAAAACAAUUGAUGAAUCAUUACGUUAUGCUAUUGUUGAAGAAAUCUAUCGACGUCAUUUUUCUUAUAUAUAUCAUGGUACAUCAGAUAAUAUUAUUAAUGAACAUUUACAAUCACUACUUUAUGAUAAAGAUGAUGAUAAUAAUAAUAAUGAUACAAAUAAUGAAUCAAAUAUAAAUGAUUUCUCUUAUGUUAAAACAAAAAAUGAUAAAACAAAUGAUGGUCAUUUUGGUCAAUAUGCUCGAGCAGUAUUUAAAAAAAAUGAAAAAAAUCCUAAAAUUCCAACAGAAAAUAUUGAUAUUGAAUUUGAAAUACCUGAACGACCAAUAAGUUCAAUGAAUAAUAAAAUACGUUCAAAAAUGAUUGAAUUAUUAUCUUCUUUUUCAAUAAAACCAAUUCAAAAUGUUCUUGAUCGUUUAGGUAUUCGUAUGAUGGAUAUAUCAAAUGAACAGGAAUGUCUUAUACUUCGAUCAAUGCUUGUUCAAUGUCUUCGAUUUUAUUCAAAUGAAUCAAUUAAUUCAGCUGUUUUAAAUAAAACAUUUUUUAAUGUACAAACAGAUUUUGAACGAAUUCUUAUUGUUGCACAUGAAGAAUUUGAUGCUAAUCGUGAAAAUUUAGCAAAAAAUAAAAUUGAACAAAUUCGUGCACUUGAAAUAGCACGACGUACUGUAUUAACAAAUGAUAUUGGCGUAUAUCUUGGUAGAAUGAUGGUCUAUGCACCAACACGUGGUGGAAAAAUAUUUGAUACUAUAUUAAGUUUAUUACUUGAUCGUAGUCAAAAACAAGUGCCUUUAUUAGCAGAAAAAAUAUCAAUAAUAUUUACAGGUCGUUAUAAAGAACAUCGUGAUGCUGAAAAAGAAUUUGAUGUAUUGAGUAAUGGUAUUGCUUGGUUUCCGGAUCGAUCAAUUAUUACUCGUGUAAAGGAAGCACUUGGUGAAGAUCAAUGGGAUGAUUUAGAUCGACUGAUGAGAGGCCGUACUUGUGGUCAUGUCUAUCGUUUAUCGGAUAUUCCUAACCGUCAUGGUUAUUGUAAUUCACAUCCAAAUCCACUUUUGGUUGUUCGAUGGUCUCCAUAA